AUGCAACCAGAGUUCUGCAUCACCCGCCCAAAUGGAGUUGUUACUGCACUUAUCGCCGUGGACGAAUUGCCUCCCUUCGUAACUAUUCGUGGCGUUCCUCGGUGUUUGAGCCAAAUCGACGACGCUCAUGGAAUGAUCAACGUGGGGACUGUGGGCUCUCGUGGUCAAUUUUAUACCGUUGACGUUGCUGUCGAAUCUAGAACUCAUCAUAUUAAUGGGACCCCGAAUGGGGAACCGGCUAUGACAGCUCAAUCCUCUCUUACUAUCGAGGGACAUGGAGUCUUUCGUCAAUCAGGUGGUGUUGAUGCAGCGUUUAUGAGCCCCAAUUCUGAGGGGCGCAACAUCAUGGCCUGGAGGAACGAGGUUAGCGAUAAUGCUGUUACCAACACUAGCCGCGAAGUAGCGAAGUUGGAUGAAACCCCAUCACAGCGCAGAGAAUCUGGAACCCAGAAUGCGAAAAACCCAAAAACUCCUGCCAAAAAGGAGUUCUGCUCUUUCUGGAUUCGUCGGGGGGAGUGUGACUAUUCGCAGCAGGGAUGUCUUUUCAAACACGAAAUGCCUAGAGAUCUCGAGACCCUAGGGCGCCUGGGGCUUCGCGAUAUUCCCCGCUGGUAUCGUGAGAAGUAUAAAGUUAAAAGCAUCAGUGGCUCUGAUGGGAUGGAUCCACGCAUGGACGCUAGCCGUGGAUGGAGACCGGUUGGGCCGAUGCCAACAUUUCCAACCCCCAAUUACGGGUUACCUCCUCCAAGAUUCAAUGUAGGGCUAACUGAAGGAGAAGCUGCAAAUUGGGAAUCACGCUACGCUCCUGUUUCUGGCCCAAUUUUUCCUCCGAAUGGAAGCCAACUUGCUUGUGAAAUGGGGGGGAAUAUGCUGCCGAUUUCUAUCCGUUCCUCCUUUCAAGAAGAACACAACAAUAGGGCAGUCUCCAUGGCUAAUGACAAAUCAGCAUGGAGGGGCAUUGGCCUCCUCACCCAAACCGCCCAGAAUGUUUUGGGAGCACAUCCCAUCCCAGCUCUGGACAGCAACAAUAUCACGAAUGCUGCUGGGAAAUCUGCAAGCUAUGAACCUGUCGGAUCCUGUGCAUCCAACAUCACACUUCUGACUGGAGCCCCUUCUAUGAAUUUUACCAAUACUGCAAGCGCAGUGGCAAGCUCGCAUGGCCUUGAUAGAAGCUCUAUUGUUCAUCCGCACAAUCAGACUGAUCUCUCUAGAAGCAGCUCCAUCUGGGCUGUGACAAGUUGCACCAAUGGUGAAAUGACCCCAAGUAUCCUCUCGCCAUUCGAUUCCAUGGCGGUAACUGAGCCAGAGGGGCCAAUGACUCCUGAAAAACUUAUGACUAACAAGUCGAAGCCUCCCCUGUCCAAAAGCCCAUUCUCUACUGACAAUACAUUCCGCAACACGCCAACCACGGCCACCAGCGGCCUUGUGGGAUCCCAUUCCUCUUUCUCAUCCCCAAUCCCCUCACACGGUCGCGCGCAAUCCUUCCGCUCAUCUCGUUCUUCAUGGACAAUUGGACCUACUGGCGGCGGCGCAACACACGUGCCUCUUGAAAACGCUGCUGGCACCUGCACCUCCCAUUUUGGUGACAGCGUCCGUUAUGGUAGCCCCCACCGCUCUCUCAAGCCAAUUGGGUUCAACCAGAACGGAGUAGACUGGCGUCAGCGUCGCCUGAAGCAGAUUGUGGAGAAUGAUCCCUUUGGACUUGGCCUCAAUGACGAUGUGUGCGCCCCUUGUCCCCGUCGCGGCUGA
Molecule: messenger RNA, 1749 nt
Organism: Histoplasma capsulatum G186AR
Lineage: Eukaryota; Fungi; Ascomycota; Eurotiomycetes; Onygenales; Ajellomycetaceae
Product: C-x8-C-x5-C-x3-H zinc finger protein
Exons: 3
Coding region: 1-1749 (582 amino acids)
Molecular function (GO): metal ion binding
Source: RefSeq, a predicted model, not a curated record